Molecule: messenger RNA, 2019 nt
Organism: Rubroshorea leprosula
Lineage: Eukaryota; Viridiplantae; Streptophyta; Magnoliopsida; Malvales; Dipterocarpaceae
Source: the annotation of a GenBank genome assembly
AUAGUACUCAUAAACCUCUAACUUUGUAGCAAUAUUACAUAUCUUCAGCACGAGAACUUGUGAGGUUGGUUGGAGUAUGCAAAGCUCCAGUGAUACAAAAAUUUUCUGAAACGAUUUCAGGAGCAACGACUAUCAGGAGCUUUGAUGAAGAACCAAGAUUCAGAGAGAAAAACAUGAAACUAAGUAUGUUGUUGCAGAUUGGUAGUUCUAUUGAUUAUUGAUGUAUGUUGAUAAAGAAUGGUGAAGGCAUGUGAGACAACUCAAUUCUGUUUUCUCCUGUCAAGGCAUUGCUGGCCUAGCUGUGACAUACGGACUCAAUCUGAAUAUGUUGCAAGCAAUGGUAAUAUGGAGUCUGUGCAAUCUGGAGAACAAAAUUAUAUCAGUUGAGAGAAUAAUUCAGUACUCUUAACAUUCCCAGUGAGCCUCCUCUUGUGAUCGAAACAAAUCACCCAGCUCAUUCUUGGCCAUCUCAUGGAAAAAUUGAUAUUCAUGAUCUGCAGGUCCGUUAUGCCCCACAAAUGCCACUUGUGUUGCGGGGCCUUACAUGCACUUUUCCAGGAGGGUUGAAAACUGGUAUUGUAGGGAGGACAGGCAGUGGUAAAUCAACUCUUAUACAGACACUUUUCCAGAUUGUUGAACCUGCAGCUGGCCAGAUUAUAAUAGAUGGUGUCAACAUCUCAUCCAUUGGACUGCAUGAUUUGCGGUCAAGACUAAGCAUCAUUUCUCAGGAUCCAACAAUGUUUGAAGGGACUGUUAGGAGCAAUCUGGAUCCUCUUGAAGAAUACACUGAUGAACAGAUUAGGGAGGUGAAUUUGAUUUAUUUUGAAGGGGGAGGAAGUUGUAGUUUGCAGCCUUUCCUCCUAGUAAGAAGCAUUUGUUUUAAUUGGUAUUUGACGUUCAAUGGUUGCUAAAACCAAGUUUUAAUUGAAUUAGGCUCUUGAUAAGUGCCAACUUGGAGAUGAAGUUAGGAAGAAGGAAGGAAAACUAGAUUCUACAGGUCUGACUCUUUUUCUCCCCUUGGACCCCUCCCCUAUUGUAAUGUUCUAGUUUGAUCUCAAAUCCAGUGUUUAAACGGACUCCAUAUUGUCUUAUCUUCUGACAUCUGGUGCUUCAGUUAGUGAGAAUGGAGAAAAUUGGAGCGUGGGACAGAGACAGCUCGUUUGUCUUGGCCGUGUGUUACUGAAGAAAACUAAGGUCUUUUUUUUUGAGGAAAGAAAACUAAGGUCUUAGUGCUUGAUGAAGCUACUGCAUCUGUCGACACAGCUACUGAUAAUCUGAUUCAGCAAACCCUAAGGGAACACUUUUCAGACUGUACAGUCUUAACUAUUGCACACCGGAUAACUUCCAUCCUAGACAGUGACAUGGUUCUGCUUCUACAUCAUGGACUCAUUGAAGAGUAUGAUUCUGCGGCAAGACUGCUGGAAAACAAGUCUUCAUCUUUUGCUCAGCUUGUAGCAGAGUAUACUACAAGGUCAAAUUCUAGUUUCGACCAUUGAACAUCAGACCUUAAUGAUUGCAGCUGAGAGGAGUUUUGUCAUGACAAUGACGAAGAUUUGCUGGGAUGAUUUAAUAUUUUCGCACUUAGCAUUAAAGAUAAUGGCAUCGAGAUGACUCAUCAUGUACUUUAUAUACAUUGUUUGAAAUAGUAUCUAUCUUGUGUGGUUGUGAUAUCUAUUGUUUUUUCAAUAAUAUUUCCGGUUACUUGCUCUAGGUUGCAUAGUUUAUAAGGGUUUCAAAUUAGGGAAGUAGCUAGAAAGAUGAAGAUAUAGUGGUCGGACCCUUUUCAAUUUUCAUCCAGCCGAGUCUUGUACGGUCAAAUAUUGGCUAAGUUGAAGAGAUGUAUCCUUUUGGUGUAUUGUAACUGUAUAUUCAAAGUUGAAACGAUACAUACUGUUCAACACAGCUCUGCUCUAAUGAGAAGGCUGCUGCGUUGCUGCAAUUCAGGACUUCCGUUUCCAUCAAUAACACUGCUUCUGAUUCUGAACUCUCUGCGUUUCUAAAUGAAACUAUUCUCCAUUU